Messenger RNA from Theobroma umbraticum, 557 nucleotides. RefSeq names its product dessication-induced 1VOC superfamily protein (gene DSI-1VOC). The record is from RefSeq and is a predicted model, not a curated record. Lineage: Eukaryota; Viridiplantae; Streptophyta; Magnoliopsida; Malvales; Malvaceae.
UUCCCUUGCAUCUCGUAAAGAUCAAGAAACUAACCAAUCGUUUUAGAUCAAAAAGAAGAAACCAUGGCGUCUAAUCUUAAGCCAACGUUUGGCUACACUGUUGUUAAUGUUAAGGACGUAGCCAAAUCAGUAGAUUUCUACGCAAAAGCCUUUGGUUACGACGUUCGUCGCUUGGACGAGUCUCACAGAUGGGGAGAGCUGGAGAGUGGGCAUACCACGAUUGCCUUCACUCCCAGACACCAACACGAGACCGAUGACCUAACCGGUGCGGUCCAAGUCCCAAAAUCUGAUAGCGAGCGACCCCCAGUGGAACUCUGUUUGGUUUACACAGACGUCGAUGCUGCAUUCAAGCGGGCGGUGGAGAAUGGAGCGCUGCCCGUGAGCCAGCCAGAGGACAAGCAGAAUUGGGGACAGAAGGUCGGGUAUGUGCGUGACAUUGAUGGCCUGACCGUCAGGAUGGGGAGCUAUGUUCACGCAUCAAAACAAGACUGAUGGAACUAAAAAGUUCAUAACCUUUGUUAUGUGUUAAUUUAUGUAUUAAGGUAAGUUGUUAUGAG